Molecule: messenger RNA, 1467 nt
Organism: Myripristis murdjan (pinecone soldierfish)
Lineage: Eukaryota; Metazoa; Chordata; Actinopteri; Holocentriformes; Holocentridae
Gene: mdh1ab
Product: malate dehydrogenase 1Ab, NAD (soluble)
Exons: 9
Coding region: 94-1095 (333 amino acids)
Biological process (GO): malate metabolic process
Molecular function (GO): L-malate dehydrogenase (NAD+) activity
Source: RefSeq, a predicted model, not a curated record
GUGACAAAUGUCGUAAUCACUUGAGCCUGGAUAAUAGGUGUGACCUCGCGGUGGCAGGAGAAGUGGGAGAGCUGUUCAAGCCACGGUACGGAGAUGUCUGAGCCUAUUAGAGUUCUGGUGACUGGCGCUGCUGGGCAGAUUGCCUAUUCCCUGCUGUUCAGCAUUGCCAAGGGAGAUGUCUUUGGCAAAGAUCAGCCAAUCAUCCUGCUCCUUUUGGACAUUUCACCCAUGUUGCCAGUGCUAGAAGGUGUAGUCAUGGAGCUGCAGGACUGCGCCCUCCCACUUCUGAGAGAGGUCAUCUCCACUGACAAGGAGGACUUGGCCUUCAAGGACCUGGAUGCAGCUAUCUUGGUGGGCUCUAUGCCCAGGAAGGAGGGCAUGGAGAGGAAGGACCUGCUCAUGGCCAACGUGGCUAUCUUCAAGAGCCAGGGAGCUGCUCUGGAGAAGUACUCCAAGAAGACUGUCAAGGUGCUGGUUGUGGGAAACCCUGCCAACACCAACUGUCUGAUUGCAGCCAAGUCGGCUCCUUCCAUCCCCAAGGAGAACUUCUCCUGCCUCACCCGUCUGGACCACAACAGGGCUCGCUCUCAGGUGGCGAUGCGUUGUGGUGUCCCUGCCACCCAUGUGAAGAAUGUGAUCAUCUGGGGCAACCACUCAUCCACCCAGUACCCCGAUGUCCACCACUGCAUGGUCAAAAUGGCCGGCAGUGACCUGGCCUGCUUCGAUGCUGUCAAGGAUGACGCCUGGCUCAAAGGAGAUUUUAUCUCUACAGUGCAGCAGAGAGGCGCUGCAGUCAUCAAGGCCAGGAAGCUGUCCAGCGCCAUGUCUGCAGCCAAGGCCAUCUGUGACCACAUGAGGGACAUCUGGACAGGCACUCCAGAGGGCGAGUUCAUCUCCAUGGGUGUCUACUCCACUGGCAAUACCUACGGAGUCCCUGACGACCUCAUCUACUCAUUCCCUGUGCAGAUCAAGGACAAGACCUGGAAAAUUGUGGACGGUCUGGAAAUCAACGACUUCUCCAGAGGAAAGAUGGACGCCACGGCCGUGGAGCUGAUAGAGGAGAGAGACACAGCUGUUGCCUUCCUUGGGCAGUGACUAGACCCCGCAGGGCCAGCUGACCAGCACUUGGACAACCCUAAAACUCCAGACGCACGCCUAUAAUAACCCCUCACCCCACCCCUUAGUGUUGUGGUGUGUGUGUACGUGCGUGUGCGUAUGAAUGUACGUCUACUAAAAUUUGUUACAAACUAUUAUCUUCAGAUGAACUUUUUCUGGGAGGGAGAGUAAAACACGGAGGAUUGUUACAAGUAGUCAACGAUGCACUGAGUCUACAAUCACUGAAACGGUUUAUUGUUUAUUGAAGUCAGAAGAAUAAACAUUGUAUUUUUUUGUAGAUGGAUUUAAAUUUGCUUUGUGUACAACCAAAUUGAAUAAAGGCAAAGUCUGUAAGAAAACCAAAAUCAUGAA